Molecule: messenger RNA, 342 nt
Organism: Entrophospora sp. SA101
Lineage: Eukaryota; Fungi; Glomeromycota; Glomeromycetes; Entrophosporales; Entrophosporaceae
Source: the annotation of a GenBank genome assembly
AUGGCACCAAUUCUUCCUGAAAAUGAAGGAUAUUUAUCAUAUUGGAUAUUAUUAGUAUCAACCUUUGCAAUAUUCAAUUCUUUACAAAAUUUUUUAACAUUAUCACUUACAAAACGAAUAUACAUUACCAAGUUAUCAUCACAUACCUUUGCUGCAUGGACACUUACUUCAGCCAUUGUACGCCUAUAUGCUGCCUAUAACAUAAAUGAUGAAAUUCUUUAUCAGAUUACAUUGUGGACAUUUGUUAUUGCAUUUUUUCAUUUUUUUUCAGAGUUGACAUUAUUUAGAAGUGCUAAUAUUGGAGCUGGAUGGUUGUCACCUUUCAUUGUUUCGUGUAAGUAA